This is a messenger RNA of Penicillium cosmopolitanum, 864 nucleotides long. Its product is annotated as fumarylacetoacetate hydrolase family protein. The transcript has 5 exons. Bases 1 to 864 code for a protein of 287 amino acids. Gene Ontology annotation, molecular function: acetylpyruvate hydrolase activity. NCBI's taxonomy places the organism in Eukaryota, Fungi, Ascomycota, Eurotiomycetes, Eurotiales, Aspergillaceae. The record is from RefSeq and is a predicted model, not a curated record.
AUGAUUUCCUUCCAGUACCUCUGUCGUUUCCAGACAGAGAACGGCGAGGACUUCUUCGCCAAAUGCGCCUCGGUUAAGCCUACCAUCGGAUCGUCGGUAGAGGCAUAUCCAACGUACGAGGACCUGCUGAAUGGCCAAAAUGCUACCACAGCCACUAUAUCCAAGCUUCUAUCACCUCUGCCGCAAACAAGGAGCUCAAUUUAUUGCGUAGGGCUCAACUACUGGAGUCACGCAAAAGAAGCAAGCCUCAACGUCCCCGCCAACCCACCUGUAUGGACCAAGCCGCCCGCCGCGCUCGCAUCGCCAAAUGAAAUCAUACCUAUCAGUCGUUUCUGCGCCUCGCAUCUUCCCGACUGGGAGGGCGAACUCGUUUUCGUCACGUCGCGCGAGUGCCGCGACAUCACCUCAGAGCAAGCCUCUGAGUACAUCCUCGGAUACACGAUCGGAAAUGACCUUUCGUGCCGGUUCUUCCAGCUUCCCGAGCAGUCCGGCGGGCAAUUCUUCUACGCAAAGGCGUUUGAUAAGUUUGCGCCGGUCGGCCCGGUCCUCGUGAGCCCGAGUGUCUUUGCGAAGGAGAGGACAUCCGCUACGCUCGUCACCCGGGUUAACGGGAAGGUCAAGCAGGAUACGGUGAUUGAGAAGGAUAUGAUCUAUUCGCCAGAGAGGGUUCUCAGCUGGAUGAGUCAGAGUACAACUAUCCCAGCUUACACGGUAGUCAUGACGGGCACACCGGCGGGAGUGGGGGUAUUUCAGAAGCCGCGGCAGCUAUUGAAGGAUGGGGACCAGGUCGAGGUUGAGAUUUCAGGACUGGGGACGCUGAAGAACGUGGUGCGGUUUGAGGAGGGGCAGGAUUCCAUAAUGUAA